Molecule: messenger RNA, 2485 nt
Organism: Toxorhynchites rutilus septentrionalis
Lineage: Eukaryota; Metazoa; Arthropoda; Insecta; Diptera; Culicidae
Gene: Sec15
Product: exocyst complex component 6
Exons: 2
Coding region: 112-2397 (761 amino acids)
Biological process (GO): intracellular protein transport; exocytosis; Golgi to plasma membrane transport
Cellular component (GO): exocyst; membrane
Source: RefSeq, a predicted model, not a curated record
CUCUAGUAAUUCACACACCCACUACUUCGGCAGUGUUUUGAGUGUUUUGCUUACUUACCUCGGAUGUAAAAUACAGUUUUCCAGUGAAAAGAACGGUUUUUGUCGAUCACAAUGACCAGCAUAUCGAUGCAAGAUAUUGAAGCGGUGGACGACUACUGGGGACCCACCUUUCGCACCAUCCUGGAAGGCAAUUGCCACGAUCAGAUUGCGGAACAGCUUGAGACACGAAUUCGAUCCCACGAUAAGGAUAUCGAGCGGAUUUGCAACCUCUACUACCAGGGAUUUAUCGAUUCGAUAAGAGAACUUUUGCUGGUGAAAUCUCAGGCCCAAGGAUUGAACCAAGAAGUGCAGGCGCUAGAUCAGGGUUUGGCGAGCGCAUCCGCUGGUGUCAUUGCCAAAGGAAAUGACCUGGUUAAGGCGAGGAAGGUUGAGGGGAACAUUGCCGGUGCGAUCGAGGGUCUAUCCAGCUGUCUGCCAGUGUUGGAGUGCUACUCGAAGCUGUUGAAACAGGUGAAAGAAAAGCGUUAUUAUCCGGCACUGAAAACGCUGGAAGUGCUCGAGAAUGAAUAUCUGGCGAAAGUAUCCGGAUAUCGAUUCUCACAACAAAUGAGAGAGGCAAUUCCGAAGCUAAAAGAAAAUAUCAAGAAAUCAUCCGAAGAAGAUUUUCGUGAGUUUCUUGAAAAUAUUAGAAAGUUUUCCCCCAGAAUCGGAGAGAUUGCUAUGAAGCACACGAAAGAGCUCCAGAAACGUGAUUUAGACACGAUCAUAGCCGAGUACAAGCAAAUUGCAUUGAAUGGGGAAUGCAUUGACGAUGAGGAAGAUGUCAAUGCCCAGGAUUUAAUAGACUUUUCCCCAAUUUAUCGAUGUCUGCAUAUCUACACCGUUCUGAAUGAUAAGGAAUAUUUUGAGAAGGAUUACCGCAAGCAAAGAAGGGAUCAAGCGAAACUUGUUCUACAAGCCCCACAAACAAUGCACGAUAAUCUCGAGGCCUAUAAAACGUAUAUUUAUUCUAUUGUUGGAUUUUUUGUGGUCGAAGACCACGUUAUGAAUACUGGGGGUGAAAUUGUUACCCAAACAUACUUGGAUGACCUCUGGUCUUCAUCAUUGACUAGAGCUGUGAACGUGCUCAGCAUGUCCUCUUCUUCCUGUACGGACCCUAACAUUCUCCUGCGCAUCAAAAAUCUGAUAAUGCUUAGCAUCACAACUCUCAAAAACUACGGUUAUACCGUCUCCCAGCUGUGGGACCUGCUGCUAGAAAUGCGCGACCACUACAACGAAGUUCUGCUCCAGCGUUGGGUCAACGAGUUCCGCGACAUCCUCGAUAGAAGUGACUUCCUACCGUUGGAAGCGUGCACACAGGAAGAAUACGAUGCCGUGCUGGAGCGCUUCCCCUUCCACUCGGAACAGCUGGAAGCGCAAGAUUUUCCGAAAAAGUUUCCCUUCUCUCGGAUGGUCCCGGAGGUGUACCACCAGGCGAUGGAAUUUAUGUACGCUUGUAUGAAAUUUUCCGAAGAGCUGACGCUUUCGCCGAACGAAAUUGCCGCGAUGGUGCGAAAGGCGGCAAACCUGUUGCUGACACGUAGUUUCAGUGGGUGCCUUUCGGCGGUGUUCCGCAGCCCAAGUCUUGCACUAAUGCAGGUCAUUCAAAUCAUCAUCGACACCCAGUACCUGGAGAAGGCGGGACCCUUUCUGGAUAGCUUCGUAUGCAAGAUGACAGGAACGAGCCAGAGCAUGACCCAAACGCCGUCGGCGAUGUUUCAGGUCGCUCGCUCCGAAGCCGAACAGCAGGUGUCCACCAAGCUGUGCUCGAAGCUGGACGAGUUCUUCGAGGAGCUGGAGGGCUACGAUUGGCUGCUGCCGGAAAGCUACGGCCAUGCGUCACCCUUCGUUACCGACAUGAUUGCAUUCCUGCAGAGCACAUUCCAGAGCUUUUCGUACAUUCUGCCCGGUGUGGCACAAGCUGCCUGUCGGAAAGCGUGUGAACAUGUCGCCACCCGGAUCUACAAGCUGAUACUGUCCGAUGAGAUCAAACAAAUUUCCGGCGGAGCGCUAGACCAAAUCAAUCUGGAUCUGAUGCAGUUCGAGCUGUUCUCGGCUUCGGAUCCGGUGCCGGGCUUGAGGGAAGGCGAUCUUUCCAAGUAUUUCGCCGAGAUCCGUCAACUGCUGGAUUUGCUAAUAUCGGAGGAUUGGAGUGCUUAUUUGCAUGAUUUUGGGAAGGAUGAGAAUCGUUACUCAUUGGUGAAUCCUUCGACGAUUAUUGUGGUGCUGGAGAAACUUCGCGAGGCGGACAAAAAAUCAAUGCUUUCGCUGAUGAAAUCGAAAUCAGAAAGAGACAAGAAAAAGUUGCUCGAGACGGUGCUUCGGCAGUUGAAGCAAUUAGCUGAAAGACAGAGUUGAGCGAAACAACAAUAGUUACUGGAUUUGAACGUUUAUUUAUGAAUACAUAUUAAUAAAGUGAUCCAUAAGUUAGGCGUCUAGAUUAACC